AGGGAAGGAAGUAGUGACGAGCUAGUCAGACUACGAGACAGGGCAGGAACUACAAUUCCCAGCAGGCUGAGGGGCCGCGGAUGGCGGCCGCGAAGGAGAGCGGGCAGAGCAGCCCUGCGCGCGCGGCGGGGAUGGAACGUUACUAGAGUUCGCGGGUCUAGCUAUUAGGGACUGGAGCUGCACGCCUGGAGCCUCCGCGCGCCAAAGCGGGAAUCCGGUAGGCGGGCAGCUCUGCAAUUAAUGCACGUAUUUAAAACUCCCGAACCUGUGGACGCCAUGCACAGGAAGCACCUCCAGGAGAUUCCGGACCAGAGUAGCAACGUUACCACCAGCUUCACGUGGGGAUGGGAUUCCAGCAAGACUUCUGAACUGCUCUCAGGCAUGGGGGUCUCUGCCCUUGAGAAGGAGGAGGUGGACAGUGAGAACAUACCCCAGGAACUGCUCUCAAACCUGGGCCACCCGCAGAGCCCCCCAAGGAAACGGCUGAAGAGCAAAGGGAAUGACAAAGACUUUGUGAUCGUCCGCAGGCCUAAACUAAAUAGAGAGAACUUUCCGGGUGUUUCAUGGGACUCUCUUCCGGACGAGCUGCUUUUGGGCAUCUUUUCCUGUCUGUGCCUCCCUGAGCUGCUAAAGGUCUCCAGUGUUUGUAAGAGAUGGUAUCGCCUAGCGUUUGAUGAGUCUCUAUGGCAGACCCUGGACCUCACAGGUAAAAAUCUGCACCCAGACGUGACUGGUCGGUUGCUGUCUCGAGGGGUGGUUGCCUUCCGCUGCCCACGAUCAUUUAUGGACCAACCAUUGGUUGAACAUUUCAGCCCUUUUCGUGUACAGCACAUGGACCUGUCAAACUCGGUCAUAGAUGUGUCUACCCUCCACGGCAUUCUGUCUCAGUGCUCCAAGUUGCAGAAUCUAAGCCUGGAAGGCCUGCGGCUUUCGGAUCCCGUUGUCAAUAAUCUCGCGCAGAACUCAAAUUUAACACGACUAAACCUUUCUGGGUGUUCUGGGUUCUCUGAAUCUGCCCUGAAGACUUUGCUAAGCAGCUGUUCCAGAUUGGAUGAGCUGAACCUCUCCUGGUGUUAUGACUUCACUGAAAAGCACGUGCAAGUUGCUGUCGCGCACGUAUCAGACACCAUCACCCAGCUGAAUCUUAGUGGCUACCGAAAGAAUCUCCAGAAAUCAGAUGUCUCUACUUUAGUUAGAAGAUGUCCCAAUCUUGUCCACCUAGACUUAAGUGAUAGUGUCAUGCUAAAGAAUGACUGCUUUCAGGAAUUUUACCAGCUCAACUACCUCCAACACCUAUCACUCAGUCGAUGCUAUGAUAUAAUACCAGAAACUUUACUUGAACUUGGAGAAAUUCCCACACUGAAAACACUACAAGUUUUUGGAAUCGUGCCAGAUGGUACCCUUCAACUGUUGAAGGAAGCCCUUCCUCAUCUACAGAUUAAUUGCUCCCAUUUCACCACCAUUGCCAGGCCAACUAUUGGCAACAAAAAGAACCAGGAGAUAUGGGGCAUCAAAUGCCGACUGACACUGCAAAAGCCCAAUUGUCUAUGAAGUAUUUAUUGCAGAAUGGUGUCUCCUCUUUUUUUUUUGGAACAGGAAAAAUAAGCAGGAAGCCCAAUUGGUGGAAUACUCAGCUAGUUUUAUUCUUGGUUUUCCCUUUGUCUUCAUUCUGCAAGUAUAUUAGGGAACCAUUUGAGAGGGAAAACUAUGAAGUGUUGCUUUUUGAAAUGACUAUAAAAGCUUCUGUCACUGCUAUGUUCUUAAGAGCCAAAGUUCUAGGCCUUAUGAAAUUUUAGGAGAGUGAGCCUAUAAUUUCAAGAUACUUUAAAGGACAAAAUUUGAGCCACCUCUUCCAAGUGUGCUUCUUAAGUCUAUUCAGAAUCAAGCUUAAAAAUUACCACUGGCAAAUAAUCUUCAUAGCCUAUGUGGUAUCUUUUA
Propithecus coquereli (Coquerel's sifaka) is the source of this 1938-nucleotide messenger RNA. RefSeq names its product S-phase kinase-associated protein 2, E3 ubiquitin protein ligase (gene SKP2). The record is from RefSeq and is a predicted model, not a curated record. NCBI's taxonomy places the organism in Eukaryota, Metazoa, Chordata, Mammalia, Primates, Indriidae. Bases 241 to 1551 code for a protein of 436 amino acids. The transcript has 10 exons. Gene Ontology annotation, molecular function: protein binding.